CUUUAUGUUUUUUCUCUCUGUGUUAUUAUUAUUUUUCCUUUGCCCUACCUAACUCCUUCACCUGCAUCAAAACACCCUCUCGCAUCACUUCCGCGUCACCUGCUUACCUAUCAAUUCUCGUCCAUAGAAAAUAACAACAGCCUCAUCUUUAAUAACUAAAACUUCCCUCUAUUUAUUCAUUUAUUAAUUAACGAUGCCGCUCCAAAUUUGCCAGAUGACAGACUCUAAAUGGCUGCCAGUCUCGACCGUCGCUCUGUAAAUCUAGCCAGAAAUACUUUGGCUCUUCCCGACAGCUUCGAACCUCGUCCUUUUGAACAUGCCUGCCACAAUGAUGUACACGGUCUUUCUACUGAGUCUAGUAGUCAAGCAUCCAUCAUGUCUACCGAAGAUACCCCCUUAGAUAUGUCUCGUACGUUAACGACAGGGUCCGAGGGCUGGACUGAUUCCGAAGAUAACGAUUCCGACUCGUCCGUUACAUCUGAUACUUCGCAUGCCCGUAUCGCUCGCCGGCCGCAUUUUCCUCCCGUCCUCCCUUCUGUAAAUUCGUCUUCUAGUAUCUCCAAGAGUCUACCGCAGAAGCUAGCCGCUACUAUUUCCGCUGUCGAAGGGUCUGGGUUGGUCCAUCACCAACAGACUUUAAGCAAAUCCCAAUCACCUUCUGCUCGCUUUCGGCGCGUGAAGUCACCGCCGCUGCCCCAGACUCAAGGAGAGUCGCUCAUUUCUAAUGCUCUUCGUGUCAACUAUUCCCAGGACCCGCAAAAUUCCUCGAAUCGCUUUCGUCUAUCAUCAGGUCAACAACCACAACCCGUAUCGCAUGGCAUCGAUGAAAUCAUAUCUGGACGAAAAGGCCUCUCUGGUUCUGGGGAAUCUAGGUUCAGGCCGCAUAUUUGGAGAGGAUUUGAAAUGGAAAGCGACGCAAGCGAUGACGAGGAAGACAAUCAAUCUGGUUUACUUAGUUUUGACGAUGAUGACGAUGAUGAUGACGACGACGUGUCUAGCCGUGUUUCCCGUAGCGUUCAGCGAUUGGCAGGACAUUACUCUAAACUCAGGGAUCGAAGGACAAAUCUCUGGGAAAUAUUUGAUGGCAUCCGCCACAAAAGGACCCAACUCCAGGACUUGCGCCAUGUCAAAGACGAAGCCAGUCUUGCCUUUAUGACUGCAGUGCAGGGUAUGCUUCCAAAUAAUCCACAUUUAUAUCAACUUUUUAAGGGCAUGCAAGAUGCUCAGCUUAGGUGUCAAGAAGCGGAACAUCGUUUCGAUGAUAUGCUUGACGAGCUUCAACACGGCGAGGCCGAGUUGGAGAUAGAAGAACAAAGAUUCUAUACAGUCGCCGCGGGUAUGGACAGCACCGCAUCUGAUGACGAAUCUAAUAAUGAUAAUUGCUCCGAGACUUCGGAGAACUCUGUACUACGAGGAAUUACAGGCGAUCGCCCGGAGGAUAUCCAUCCACUUUUCGAGGAACUCCGAGAGGCAUCCCGGAAUAUACAGCUAGCCAAGGAGCUUUUGGUGAAUACCCAGAUGAAAAGGAAAGCAUUAAGCGCAGGAAAAUCUCAUUUGUUAUCUCCUGAAAGUAUUGAAUUGUUAGAGAAGUAUGGCGACGCGGGGAAGAGACGGGCCCUGGAACUCAAGCGAUUGGGAGUAAUGUCGGAAGACGAUAUCGGGAUGCUGCAGGAUUAUGAAAAUCUGGAACGGACGGCACUUUUCGACAUUGAUCAUUACACGAAGGAAGCUAUGAAAUUGGAAAAUGAAUGUCGCGAGAGGCGAGUUAUGCCCAGAAACACGCCAUUUCAAGAGGCAGGGUUUGGGUUCAAUCCCGUCCACACAGACGAUAUCCAUCUUGGAGAUGGGCUUUUUGACAGAACUUUUUCCAAAGAACGACCCACGACGCUGGCACAUCCUAUUUUUCCAAAGCUAUUAUCUAAUCCUGCGCAUUUGUUGGAGAGGUUUCCGAUGACAGCCAAACAAUCGCUUCGAAUGACCCUGUCACUUCCACCCAAAAUGCCAUCUCGCCAGAAACACAUAGAUGAAGCAGCUCGCGAAGUCAACAUUCAUUCACUACUUGAAGAAGCCGGCGACGGAGAUAAGAAAGGUUAUAUCAACCGAUGGUUACUUCAUAAACUUCAUGUUUCACCUAUGGAAGCUGAACUACUAUGGUCCACUUUUCAUACCCGUCUGAAAGUUCUUAACGUCGAUAGAUGGCAACAGGAUGUCCUCCAUUUGUGGUGGAAAGACCAGGCCGCCAAUUUGCCCUCGGCUCAAUUUGAGGGCGCUUAUGAGGAUCGCAGUUCAGCGUCUAUUAAUCCAAGAACAGAUCUCCCAUCGAGACGCUAUUCCGACUCUGGCCAGUUGGAUCACCUCCGGCUUUGGGACGUCGAAGAAGCCUGGGAAUAAACACAUUUGCAAUUCUAUACUAUAGUACAGUCUCUGUUUUAGUAUACAGCCACUACAUUUUCCUUUCUGGUUUAAUUUAUAACUAUUUUCUUUUUCUUUUUCUUUUUGUCGAAUCACGGGUUGGUCGGUUCGGGCGUUUGUUUGCGGGUGGCGGCAUGCCAACCAUGCUGGAAAAGAUUGAUUCAUGGACUUUAUAUACCCCCUGUGCGAUUUUUAUAUCAUGGAGUUUUAGCCACUGGCUGGGAAGAGCCGAGACUGGAUUACAUUGUUUUAUGUACGGAUCCUACACAGUGGGCGGAGGAGUCUUUUGCUGUACAACUUUGAAGGCGUUCGGUUAUACCCCCAAAGCUCUCAGGUCCAGAACGUUAUAAAAUCUGAGUGGGAUUUUGGAGAACAACAUUGUCGUCUGGGGGGUAUGAGCUAAUUAUCUAGCUCUGUUCUUGAGGUCUCAAAUAUAUUCAUACAUAUAUAUGAUACAUUUUUCUACUACAUAUCUUUUUUAAUUCUAUCUUAUAUUGUAACCCUA
This is a messenger RNA of Hypoxylon trugodes, 2917 nucleotides long. RefSeq lists its product as uncharacterized. Bases 229 to 2391 code for a protein of 720 amino acids. Lineage: Eukaryota; Fungi; Ascomycota; Sordariomycetes; Xylariales; Hypoxylaceae. The record is from RefSeq and is a predicted model, not a curated record. The transcript has a single exon.